This is a messenger RNA of Caenorhabditis bovis, 2229 nucleotides long. The record is from the annotation of a GenBank genome assembly. NCBI's taxonomy places the organism in Eukaryota, Metazoa, Nematoda, Chromadorea, Rhabditida, Rhabditidae.
AUGGAUUCAAUAUCAUCUCCAGACAACAAUUUCAUUCCAUUGUCAUUGAGCCACAUGCUCGUAUAUUACACGGCGUUUGUUAAUCAAGGAAUUGUUCUGUUGACUUCAAUCAAUCGAUUUACAAUGCUAUAUUUUUCAGUAUGGUAUGAUAAAAUUUGGAAAUAUGGAUUCUACCCGAUUGUGAUAGUUAUGACAAUUGGUUCACUACCACACAAUCUACCUCUUCUUCUCAAGCCGAGUUACUUUGUAUUCAGCAAGAUCACAAAAACCUACUUUACACAAACCGCUGCUGAUCUCCUCGGAAUAUCUCACAUUCUUCUAACAUGGAUGAUCGUUAUAGUGAUUCUUAACAUCAUUCUCAAUUCCUUAUGCUUCUACCAAAUCAAUUCCAUGAAACUCUCAUGUCGAAAUCGAACAACUCGAAGGUUAUUCUUGGUCUCAUUCUGCUAUUUUUUGACACAAUGUGUUGUUUUCACGAUAACAUAUGGAUUAAAUAAAACUACCGCUGAAGAUCCAUUACACACUAAACCUUUGUCCAAUCUCUUUUUCGAAAUCGCCCCAUAUGCUAAUGAUUUGUUGGCAAUUUCACCUCCAUGGAUAUUAUUGUGCGCCAGUAAUACACUACAAAUGAGCUCGAAAGUAGUUAUCGUUGCCGUCCUCUUAUUCGUCUUUGCCGUUACGGCGUUAGCUGACAAUUCAACUCAAGUUUCGACCACUUUACCAAGUCCAGUUACAAUCAACUCGACAACUCUCGCUCCCGACUCCAGUACUUUGACACUUCCGGAAUCUCAACUUGGUAAUAAUGCCGUUGAUCAAACUAGUGACAAACCAAGAACGAAUACGUCUACAUACAAAAGGCUGGAUGAAAUCGGUCACACGUUAACAGCUUAUAGCGAAAAUGAAACUCCGCCAAUAUCGCAGACUUUGAGCACUGCUCCAAACACUGCAUUGACAGAUGCUCCUGUCACAGAUUCAACAACUACUACUAGCUCAUUUGAUGCCUCAACCACCAGCGUUGAUUAUUCUACGACCACCCAGAGCACCGCUUCUCCAACCGAAUUCAAGACAACAACUGAUGCGCCAUCCACGUCCAACGGAUGGAGUACUCCUCAACAUCCUGCCUCAACCGACACUGCUGUUCCAGAUUCAACUACCAGAUCAUUUGACGCCUCAACCACCAGCGUUGAUUAUUCUACGACCACCCAGAGCACCGCUUCUCCAACCGAAUUCAAGACAACAACUGAUGCGCCAUCCACGUCCAACGGAUGGAGUACUUCUCAAAAUCCUGCCUCGACCGACACUGCUGUUCCAGAUUCAACUACCAGAUCAUUUGACGCCUCAACCACCAGCGUUGAUUAUUCUACGACCACCCAGAGCACCGCUUCUCCAACCGAAUUCAAGACAACAACUGAUGCGCCAUCCACGUCCAACGGAUGGAGUACUCCUCAACAUCCUGCCUCAACCGACACUGCUGUUCCAGAUUCAACUACCAGAUCAUUUGACGUCUCAACCACCAGCGUUGAUUAUUCUACGACCACCCAGAGCACCGCAUCUCCAACCGAAUUCAAGACAACAACUGAUGCGCCAUCCACGUCCAACGGAUGGAGUACUCCUCAAAAUCCUGCCUCGACCGACACUGCUGUUCCAGAUUCAACUACCAGCUCAUUUGAUGUCUCAACUGCAAGUGUUGAUUAUUCUACGACGAAAGUUAAUUCUGAAGCGACGCAUCAUACAAGAACAACAGGCGCGUUUGAUAUUUCGACUACCGAACAAGUUUCAACUACAAAUUCGUUUGAAUCGACAGUAGCCGUUACCACUAUUGAAUCAACAACUAGGGCUUCUACUACUUCAGCAACAGAUCAGCCGGCGACAACUAAAAUUGUUUCUUCAACGACUCAACAAAUUACAACGACAGUGGGCAGCACCGAAACCCAACCGAUAGUAACAUCACAGACUUCAACAAAUGCAAGUGAUCAAACUACAACAUCAGUACAAGUCGAAACAACAGAAAAUCCAAGAGAAUCAACGACAUUUGAUGACACGAACACCACUGAAGUAGUUUCGACGGCAACCUCGGCUACCAACGAACCACAAAGGACGACUAGAAUCAAAUUCUCAUCUUCUGCAAAUCCAACCACUACGACUCAUGAAGCGACUACCCAAUCUGCGACAUCAGUAUCCCUCAUUCUUCUAACAAUUAUUACAUUUACCGUUGCAUUGCUUCUGUAA